CUCGGGAAAAAAAGAAAAAAUCAAAGGUGGAGUCUUUGCUUCAUCUUGAAAAGGAGCAAAAAGGAAAAAAUAAUUUACACCCCUGCUCACGUUUCACGAGAUUUGUUCCCACAUCUAUUAGUUUAUUCAUGGUAGAGGUGUCGUUGUUUCUUGGAAUUUAAAAAUUAAAAAAGAAAAAGAAAAGGGAAAGAAAAGAAAUCGGUUCAUGUGUAAAAAAACAACUGGGGUGGGCUAGAGGUGGUGUGUUUGUCUUGUUUCUUCAUCUUCUCUGUCUGUUUUUUUUUCUUGGGUUAUUUUCUUUUUUUCUCUUCCGUCAUCCAUGUCUUCCAAUCAAAUCAGGUGGAGGCUAGUCUAUUCAUAUAUAUAUAUAUUGCCCCAUUCGGUGCGUCAAUUCUGUAUGAUUUCUCUCUCUUUCUCUCUCUUGGGAGGUUUCUUGCUUCCUUCUUUCUUUCCUUAGUUUUCUCGAGAAAAUGAUGGAAGCGGCGGAAAAUCCAAAGUUGGUUCACGGAUUAGAGGAGAAGGUUGCCAGCGGCCAGAUGGGUACUCAGAAAAUCUCGGUUUCCGAUCACGUCAACGGGUUGCAGUACGCCGGUGGCAAUAAAUCCGAUAAAUUCGUCAUCGACAUGGACAGCUUCACCGGAAGAGAUGUUCCUUCAAAUCCCAGGAUCAGUAGAAACCUUUCCCGGAAAUGGUCUCACCGGGGCAGUGAAGAGAAGACAAUUCCCAACAGCCACGCGAAUAACAUCGAAAGGAACGAGAAGGAUUCUGCUCUCCCUUCUCCUUCGCCGAGAGCUGCUAGUGGGCCUGAGAGACUCGCUGCUGGCCCGAUAGACCACAGCAGCAGCCCACAAAUCCACCAUCAGAUCACGAUCACUGCUGCAAACAUCGGCACUCCAGGUGAGAGCAGAUGUGUCCGUAGAAACAGCUUUCGACGGGCCUCAAUGUCUCCUUGGUGGAUUCUCGACCCAAAGAAGAUUCUCUUUAUUUUCGCCACACUGUCGAGCAUCGGGACGAUCAUGUUGAUAUACUUCACGCUCUCGAUUGGGAAGCCAAACAAUGCGAACGGGGUCGAUCUCGACCUGCAGCAAUGAUGGGAACGAGCUAAUUGUGAGGGUCAGUCGCAUUUGGAACCAGAGGAAUUAUGAGACUUCAAUCCAUGCCCGAGUUAAGAAUUACAGAGAGAGGUGGGGUAGGACAUAAGAGAAAGAAGACCUAAAGAAGCUGAUGACAGCCUUCCAUUGAAAUGGUUCCAUGCUGCUCAAAAAGGGAACUGUUUUCCGAGAAAGUGUGUUUAGAUAGAGACAAGGACAGAGUACAAUAUGACAAAGGAGAGGAAUCUUCAAUUUUAUAUGUUGUAGUGGGGGGAUGUGGGGAUGGAGAGAGAGAGAGAGAGAUCUGACAACACAUGAUUGUGUUUUUCUGGUGGGAUUUUCAUCUUCUUUCGCGAUGUUUGGUGUCUGUAAAGCACAGCUAAGCCUAAUGCAAUGAAUGAUACGAAAAAGGUUUUCCCUUUU
This is a messenger RNA of Punica granatum (pomegranate), 1514 nucleotides long. The record is from RefSeq and is a predicted model, not a curated record. NCBI's taxonomy places the organism in Eukaryota, Viridiplantae, Streptophyta, Magnoliopsida, Myrtales, Lythraceae.